This is a messenger RNA of Paramecium pentaurelia, 487 nucleotides long. The record is from the annotation of a GenBank genome assembly. Lineage: Eukaryota; Ciliophora; Oligohymenophorea; Peniculida; Parameciidae.
AUGCACUAAAAACUUUAUCUUAAUAAGUAGGAUCUUAGUCCAAUUAAAAUAAAAAAUGCAAUUUUUUUGAAUAAAAUGCAACAAGUUCUUAAUUUUGAUAGCUCUAAUAAAAUGUCUUACAGAAUUUAAAUUAAAUUAUAGUUUAUUGAGAGAAAACUCUAGCAGAAGUAAUACGUAAAGCAACUAAAGUAUUUCAUACAUAUUAGAGUAGGUCAUUAAUUAUUGUUAUAAAAUAUAGUAUUUGAUUUGAUUUAGUAUUUCUUAUUACUUUAUUUGGCAUAUUGGAUUUAUGAUUGCUGAGUCUCCAGACUUAUUAUCUUAUUUAUUAGCAUAGGAUAUGGAAACAGUUACAUUGUUAUAUUUCAUUAAAAAGGAAGAGCAUUCAAACAGAUUCAGUUGUUUAAAAUAUAAUUUAAUUUCACCUUCUAAGAAACUCAUCAAAAUAUUUCAUGAAAGUUAUUGCAUUUGCUAAAACAACUUGAUCUGA